CAGAAACCAUGAGUAAUUGCCUUAAUACAGAGACGAGUAAACAGAAGCCAGAAUAAUCUGGUUCUUUGAAGCAAUAAACACAAAUAUGGAUUCGCCUAUUGUGUCUGAUAUCACUCUGAAAGUGAAAGUCAUGCCCAUUUUGAACAUCCCUAAUUGAUAAGUAUAGCUGAUGAAUGGAGGCUUAGGAUCAACCCAGUACUCAAAUGAGUAAAAUACAAAUCAAGUGGUUGUCCCAACAAGAGCCAUCCAGAAUAAGUGUGUAAACGCUCCAAUCCCCCAUCGCAUGGACAGCCCUAGAUUGAUAGCCCCAGCUGCUGCAGCAACAAUAUGAGGAACUAUAAAGAAGUUCAACUGAAAUCCGUCUCAGAAAAUGUUAUAAAAUAUGAUUAAGCAGAUGGAUGCCACUAUUGAUAAUGAAGCUCCGAUUUUUUUGAAUUUGGUCCAUUUGUCCAUUCUGAAGAAUAUAGCUCAUCACAUAAUGAUAAUAGGAAAGAUUGGUUGCCAAAGUAUCACAAUAUGAAAGUUGUAGACAAUAGUUGUUUUGACAAAUAGCAUGUAUCCCAUAAACAAGUGUAGCACGCCAGCAAGUAAGAUAUGAGGAGUCUCUUGACGAGUCGGAAGUCUGAAUUGUUUGUUAAGUAAUGCCAAAAUUCCUGAUAUAAUAGCCAUCCACAUAAACCUUAUACACCAACUUAACGACCUCCUCGAUCCUAAUUCAUUCAUCAAAGUUCCAGCCACAUAAACAUCAUGCCCUGCAUUUCCAAGCUGAACAAGAACCAUGAAUGCAAAUAUCAUACUCUCAAACGUCAGAUACGGAACUAU
Molecule: messenger RNA, 822 nt
Organism: Moneuplotes crassus
Lineage: Eukaryota; Ciliophora; Spirotrichea; Euplotida; Euplotidae
Source: the annotation of a GenBank genome assembly